AUGCGCAAUUACGGUUCCUACGCGCUGGCCAACUCGAGUAAUCCUCGAUGCAGCAACUCGCUCUAUCAGAGCCUACAAACCAAUCUCGGCGCAAGAAAGGUCGACUUAGACUAUGGUGUCGACUUCCUCAACCUUACCUUCAGCAAUAUUCCGACCGCUGUCUCAGCAGCGAAGAAAGCUGGCCUUGCCAUCAUCGUCCUUGGCACGCUCUCAUCUUUUACCCAUGCAGACCUUGGCUUCCCUGGGGCUCAACAACAAUAUCUUGACGCCGUCCUCGAUGCUUCCAUCCUGGCAAUUUGGAUCCUCUCCGGUGGGCAGCCAUUUGUGCUCAAUGACUCGACUCUCCGCAGCAAUGCAAUCCCCCGUUUCUUCCUUUGUGGGGAAUUCACCGGCGAUGCGUUGGCCGAUAUCCUUACUGGCGAGGUCAAUCACAGCGGGAAGUUGCCUAUCAGCUUGCCGCAGGAUUCAUCUGCCACCCCGGCGUUCCACGACUACCAUGGGAGAGAUGAUACUGGCACAGCGGAUAGUCUCCUAGGAUCUCAUUCAACAUACCAGUUUCCUCUCCUUUUGCGGGAUACGCCGAUGCCAUUUGGCUUUGGGCUGGGCUAUACAACAUUUUCCGUUUCGAUACCCAUUGUGGAAGCCGAAAAUGAAGUUAUUGGGAUGCGACUGAAUAUUACUAAUACUGGAUCUAUUCCUGGUGAGGAGGUCGUGCAAAUAUACCAUCGGCCACACAGGGGUUGA
Messenger RNA from Aspergillus pseudonomiae, 744 nucleotides. RefSeq names its product glycoside hydrolase family 3 C-terminal domain-containing protein. Gene Ontology annotation, molecular function: beta-glucosidase activity. The transcript has 2 exons. NCBI's taxonomy places the organism in Eukaryota, Fungi, Ascomycota, Eurotiomycetes, Eurotiales, Aspergillaceae. Bases 1 to 744 code for a protein of 247 amino acids. Gene Ontology annotation, biological process: glucan catabolic process. The record is from RefSeq and is a predicted model, not a curated record.